Coregonus sp. 'balchen' is the source of this 5551-nucleotide messenger RNA. The record is from the annotation of a GenBank genome assembly. NCBI's taxonomy places the organism in Eukaryota, Metazoa, Chordata, Actinopteri, Salmoniformes, Salmonidae.
GUGUAAACUCUACUGAGAGUGAUCACAAUCACCAUUCAGGAGACGAGGUGUGGACACCAGCAGUAAUCCUCCACUGAAACUUGGGAUAUAUAGUUUUCCUGUUCCUUUUCAGUGCACUGUUCAGAUUAUUCACUUUGGCUGAGGUGUUAUAUGAAUCAACAGUAGAAAGAUGCAGCUGCCGGUGGAAAUAUGUGUUUUCCUUCUGUCUCUUGUGGCUCCUGGGGUUCUCUACACUAUGAACAAUGUCAUAAAACAGUAAGUUGGGUUCAUCUCACGCACUAUUUUAUUUUGUGUAAUGUAAUCAUGAGACACUUUUAACCAUGACACACAAAACCUGAUCCAUCCAUACCUUUUAGUCAAACGUCUUUCCUAGGCUACACAUUCUUAGACGGCAGCUACUGUUAGGUCAUCAUUCUUCAAUGGCUUAGUUGUUAUUUCAUUCAGUCAUUCAUUCAGAUCGGUGAUACCUUCGAGGAGAGGAAAAAAGGGCCUCAGAGCCCCAGAGUUUUUCCCUAUGUAGUUUCAUAAGGUGUGUGAGUUUGUAUUACUGACGCGUGUCUCUCCUCCACAGGCCUGUAAUGGUGUUGACACUAGGAGCUGCCGUUCUGUACAUUAUACCCUACAUCAUGUCUUUCCUCGUCCUCCAUCUUCUCGCAUUGCAACACUGGGAAAACGUUGACCCCUUGUUUUAUGGUAUGUAGUAGUCAGAGACCGUAAAGGUAGUAGUAUGCGAGCACACGUACACACAUCUGAUCAUAAAGGGGUGUUGAAGAGAAUUGAAAAGAAUGCGUGAGUGAGACUGAAUGAGAUCUCUCUCUCUCUCUCUCUCUCUCUCUCUCUCUCUCUCUCUCUCUCUCUCUCUCUCUCUCUCUCUCUCUCUCUCUCUCUCUUUCAGUGUUUGCUGUGUUUUCCUUCACAUGUCUUGUGGGCCUGACCAAUGCUUUGGAACAGGAUGGCUACAUCUCUGGUUACAUGGGCUUCUACCUGAAGAAGGUUAGUUGAACUAACUAGUCCUUUCCUUUACCUCAUUAACUAGUCAUUUGUACUAGACUAUAAAACAAGGUUCUGACUCUCACUGAUCUGUCUGUGUUAUUGCUGAUUGAUUGUUAUGUGGUUUGGGAAACCCUUUGUAGAAACCACAUUUUUUGAUAAGCAAAAUAUCAGCUAUUAAACAUGAUCUGAUGAUCUGUCAGGGGGAGCCCCACCUGAGUGCAGCUUACGCUGUGAUGAUGAAUUACUGGGAGGGCGUCCUUCACUUCCUCCUCUUCCUCAUCAUCAUCCAUCGCAUGUUCAGGGGGUAAGUGGCACUUUGUUACAGUGAUUCUACAGUAGUACCAAUAGUGGCAAUACGAUUUUUGGCUAGAUGGUUAAAUCUAUUUCCUAUCCAUACAGGAAGUCCUAUCGCAGCCUAGCGCUGUUCUGGGCCGGGUCGUCCAUCGCCCACCAGAUCGUCUUCAUCCCAGGAGUAGUCAUCGGUGAGUGUGUUUCAAAGAAAGUGACAUUACUGUUACUCUCUGGUAUAGUCUAGCAUGGCCAAAUAGUGGCAAACAGGUAUAUCAGGAACAGGCAUGUUAAUGUUGUCAUGGCUCUUCGCGCAGGUAAAUAUGGUUCAAGCAUUCAUCCCGCCUUCUGGAGGAAUACUCCUUUCCUGUUACUGCCCAUCUGGGGAGCCAUCCUGCUCUUCAGUAGAGAGAGAGAGCUGCCAAUCAUUCCUGCAGACAAGGUGAGAUACCCAGAUGAAUACCUGAAACGUACAGGAACCCAGUUGGACUGACAGAGGUUGUGUUUGUCUGUAUUCCUCAGAUUGCAGUAGCGCAGAAGAGAAGUCUCCUCUACAGGCCUGUUGACCUGAUCCUGUCUCUACUACUGUUGGGAGCCAUGUCCUUCUCUGUCUUCAGGGGCAUUGUGAGUAACAGACCAACCACUCACUUCACUUUGGGGGGAAUUCCGACCCUAGUUAAGCGUGCGUAAAUGGAACAUAAUUCACUUUUUAUGCACUUUUCUCUCUACGCAUAUUCUGACCUUGAACUUAAGCGUGAGAAUACCAUGCUAUUGACCCGCUAUUUGUUUGCGGGGAGCUCAAGUAAAGGAAGGUAUGGCGGAGGUUUGUCUACAGAUACGCUGGAUUCUAACCUUGACUUAAUUCCCUCAUAAUUCCACCACCUUUACGCGCGAUGAAACGAUGAAUAAGGUAGAGCAACCUGUUGGUUCCAAGUGAAACAACAUCUACUUUAUUUUUCCCGAUUAGAAAUAACACCAUUCUCCAUGCACUGUAAUUUACAAAUUGAUAAGAGGCUGAGCUAUUGAUAAGAGCUAGGUAAAUAAGUAAGCCGUUUGGAUAAGGUGAUUGUAAAUAUAAAUGACAAUUGUUUUAGAUCUAUUUUACCUGAUCGAUGGAGACAAAUGUGAAACCAGUAAUAUGGCUGCAAACUGAAGCAUAUCAACAUAUCACUGUUUCCACAGUGAAGUUUAUGAAAUGCUGGCCUUAUAACUUGCCAUGCACAAAAGAUAGUAUAGCGCCAAACCUACCGAGUUGAUUUAUGAUUUCUAGAAUGUCUUAAUUAUAUGCCUGGACUUUUCACUGUAUAAAAAAAUAAAUGGCAUCAUGUUAAAUAUUAGCCACUAUCGGUAGCCACUGUCAGUUAUAUAUACCCACAUACAUUUAUACCUGUCACUUUAGUGUUAGUUUCCUUACAUUUUGCAUCAUUUCAUUACAUCGUUAGUAAUUUGGGACAUGUAGCCUAUUUGAAUCAUUAAGGAACACAGACCAUACGUAGCAGUUUAAACCUGGAGCCUGGCACACGGUUCAUGAUGACUGGACCGUUGUCAUCACAGUUCCAUGAUUAGUGAGGAUUAUUAGGGUACAUUUAUAGGACUACUGUUCAACUCCUAUUGGACACUUUUCUCACCUUCCAAUAUUUCAUGGAUUGAACAAUUGAAUAAUAUGACAACUUUCAGGAUGAAUCUAACCACUGUAUUUUUGAUUCAUCAAUAUAUUUAGUGCAUAAAGGCUCUCCAAACGUUAUUUUUAUUUUUAUGAUUCAUACAUACUUUCCUUACCCCAAAAUGUGCCUAAAUAAUCUACAAGAUCAGAGUAUUUUGAAUUCUACCAAUUGGUGCUGUAACGGAGACGAAUAUGUAUCUAUUUUGAUGGCUUUCUUUCAUUAAUCCCUAUAUUCUGAACCCGUUCUGUCUAUGUAUUCUAGUGUCUGUCGCCAAAAUUAUAAUUAAAGGUACACCAUAUUUAAAGGGAUGGCUUAAAUAAAUUUACUGAAAACCCUAUUGAAUGAAAACUCCAUGAGAAAAUCUGUUGGCCAGCAAGUGGGAAGGUUUUCAGUGGUUGAAAUAAAUGUAUUCAGCGCAGGCAAGGGAACCAUGCCUGCAAAGCCCGUUACGCACCAGCAUAAGGUAAGUCUGAAUAGCAACUAUUGCGUAGGAAAGGCGUGCAUUUCCUAAGUCUGAAUCAUAGGGUUCAUGUAGCCAGUGUGUUUCUGCUUUAGCCAACAGAAAUGUACAUCAUUCAUUGAUUGAUUGAUUAAUCUGUUCAUUCAUUGAUCCAUUAAUGUAUUCAUCCAUUAAUUCAUUCAUUCAUCCACCCAUUCAUCCAUUCAUUCAUUCAUUCACCCAUCCAUUCAUUCAUUCAUUCAUUCAUCCAUCCAUUCAUUUGUUCAUUCAUUCACUCACCCUCUCUCUCACUCAGGUGGCCCUCGACUGUCCUCUGGAUACCUGCUUCACCUAUAUCUACCAGUAUGAGCCUUACCUCAAGGACCCUGUGGUCUUCCCUAGGAUCACGGUGAGUUGAGCCUUACCUCAAGGACCCUGUGGUCUUCCCUAGGAUCACGGUGAGUUGAGCCUUACCUCAAGGACCCUGUGGUCUUCCCUAGGAUCACGGUGAGUUGAACCUUACCUCAAGGACCCUGUGGUCUUCCCUAGGAUCAUGGUGAGUUGAGCCUUACCUCAAGGACCCUGUGGUCUUCCCUAGGAUCACGGUGAGUUGAGCCUUACCUCAAAGACCCUGUGGUCUUCCCUAGGAUCACGGUGAGUUGUAGAAAAUAGAAUGAGUAAAACACACAUAGAUCUUCAUUCCAUUGUCCGUUAUGGCAUACUAUCCAUAUUUGUUCCUAUUCCAUACUGCUUGAUAGCGUAGUCGCCAUUGCGUCCGUCUUGAUGUCUAACGACACGUGUCUUGUUAUUUGAUUGCUCCAGAUGCUGGUGUAUUUGUUCUAUGCGUUGCCUCUGCUGGCUGCAUUCAUAUACGGGCUGAGGAACCCUGGUUGUACCUGGAUGCUGGACUGGGCCAUCUUCUUCGCGGGGGCCAUAGCCCAGGUAAUAUUAUUGGUCGCUUCAAUGGCAGUUCACAUGCAGUGUGUUGUACCACGGAUUUGACAUAGCAGUUGUGAUACAAAUUAUAUUUUGACACAAUUGUUGUGUUCCUAUUAUGUUCCUAUUAUUCCACUAACGCCCACCAACGCCCACCCUUCUUCUCUCCUUCCCCAGACCCAGUGGUGCCAUAUCGGGGGAUCACUCCACUCCAGAACCCCCUUCACAUACCGGGUCCCAACAGACAAAUGGUUGACCGUUAUGAUUCUAAACGGGCUGUAUGUAGCCGUACCGAUCCUCCUAGCCAUCCGAUGCCGCAUCAGCCCUACAUUCUUCAUGCCUACUGUCCCUGAGGGACAGACCAGCCCGGAGAAGAAGGACAACUAAACCCAUAACACUACAAUUCCCACUGAGCAUGGACUCUGUGAGCUAAUGGUCUAGAAUGCUACUGUAAGAUCAAGAACUACUGGACCCACAAUCCUAAAGAACCCAAAUGUUUUGGUGCGGCGAACCACCUAUGCUUCUGGAAAUGUGACCCUUUCAGAUUCACAAAACAAUGUUAUAUUAAUCUAGAACACUUCAAGCAAAUUAAAUUCCAUUUUUUAUACCAUCCGCUCCCUCUGUUGGCUGGAGCCUUGUGGAGUAAAGUUCAGCCCCAUGUCGACGACCGCGGAAUACAGUACAGUGCAUUAAGCAGCCAAAACCGAACCCUGCUACAUGCUAUCACCUCUGCAGCAGCACUCCCUACAUGGACUAUUGGAGCCAGAUAAAGCCUGUUUGUGGACAUGGCUUUAUGUAUGUGGCUAGUGAGUCAGUGAGACAGUCCCAGGCGGUAUAGUAUAGUAGGGACUAAAAGGCCUAUAAACCUGGACUCUGAUCGCUGACACUGAUACAGCAGGCCAGCCUUGCCUCAUAGAGUUAUAUCAGAUGAACUGUGAAACUAUGGACCAUGUUUAGGACUCUUUUUUUUGUGUGUAGUAGUGCUGCUGAUAAGACCAGAUAACAAGGCUUGUUUCACAAGAUGUGGUUGGGAUUGGAGAGCCCACUAUAGGAGGCCAUGGAAGGAGGGGACAAAUGGCAAUAUCAAUCAAAUGACAGUUAGGUAGGCCAUUUUUGGAGGGGUUGGGACAGAAUUACGACAAUAAAUGUUUGUUAUGUGAAUAUAUUAAAAUGUGUGUACAACUACACCAUUCUGUUUCUUUGAGUAGUUGUACUCUGGUCCUGGGUGGGU